Drosophila suzukii is the source of this 1710-nucleotide messenger RNA. RefSeq names its product gliolectin (gene glec). NCBI's taxonomy places the organism in Eukaryota, Metazoa, Arthropoda, Insecta, Diptera, Drosophilidae. The record is from RefSeq and is a predicted model, not a curated record.
AUUUCAUUCGUAUUUCGUAUUUCGCUUCGAACGGUCGUAUCUCCUACAAUUUGUAUCUACACUCUUUUCGCUCGCGUGAAAGUCGUAAAGUUCAGCCCGCUCUCCGCCUUUACAGAAAAUACAACAAAAAAAAGUGCACAAAAAGUUUGCCAGCGGUAGAAAACCAAUUGAAACUGCAAUUGCAAUGCCUAAAAUGCGUACGUGAAUUUCGCGCAGUGUCUCUGUGAAAGUUCAAGUGAAAGCAGAAAGCAGAAACAAAGCGAGAAUACUUGCAAACAAACCAAAAAGAAAGAAAAGAAGUACAUAAGUUUAAAAAAGAAAAAAGAAAAGCACAACCAUGGCAAUUUUAUGUCCGCCGAUGAGUUUGACCCUUCAACGCGCCCCUCCAGCGCCACGCCCACCGCCCAGCCCCCUGGAAACAAAACGAAUCCGUCGAAAUCUAUUCGAUACCGUGCCCGGCGACUCGAAUAUCGAUCAGCUGUUGGCCCAGGAGCAGUGCUCGAAGAGAUUGUACGUCAAGGAGCGAUAUGGAGUCGAUAUCCUGCUGGAGGACCGACGGGAACUGGAUGCGGAUGUGGAAGCCCAUGCACCCAGGGGAAUGCGAUACCCUACGAUGCGAACGUUACCCAGUACCGAUGCUGAUGAGUACAAUCCGAAGUCCAUCAGUCAAGUGCCCAGGGGCGUGGCCCUAACCGCCCCCCAGAUCUCCGCCAGCGCCAAGCUGAUCCUCCAAAAAUGCACACAGAAUAGCAACAGCAACAGCAACAAAAGCGACACCAGCAGUGCGGACCUGGCCAACAGCACGAGACAUGGCCAAAAGCCAUAUGCGGCGCAGCCACAAGGCCUUAAAGGCAUUUACCGCGUUCGCAAGGCCAACAAGGGGAUUUCGAAUGUCAAGAAUAGUUACACCAACAACAUCAAUAAUAACAACAACAACAACAAUAAUGUGGAUAAUGGUACUAGCGAAUUGGGGGAUAAAGAGCAGUAACUUUGAAGGAGCAGGAUAUCGAUGAGGAUGGGCCCCUGGUGGAGCAACAAUUGCAAUAUAUGAUAUUUAUUGUAAAAGUAAUUUUAAUUUCUAAAAUAAUUUGUUUAUUUUUUUUGUGUACCCCCUGUAUGGAUUGUACGUUUGUUUUAAACCAAGACUUGACGGUCCCAAAAUGUUGUAUGUUGCAUGAGGCAAAAAGAAAAAAAAAACAGCCAACCAGAAACAACAUCAACUAUAUGAAAAAACCAGAAAAGAUCGGCGCGCGUGCACGGCCAAAAACAGGCAAAAACUAAUAAUUAUAAUAAUAAUAAUAAUAAAAAUAUGUAUAUCCGGAUGCAUGGCGAAUAUCGAUAUAAUUAUGGAAAUUAUUAAGUUAUAGAUAUGUGUAUGUUAAAUAUUUAUGUGUAAAAAGGAAAUUAUUUGUACAUUGGCAAUACGUAAAUUGUAGCGAAAAUGCGAAAGACUUCAAAUUGUUGGCCGCAGAAUGAUCUGAUUUACGGAGUAGAUUAAAUUGUAAUUAGGCAAUGCUAAUUUUAGACAAGCGAUCGGCGGCGCCAUGCAUCCAUUAUAUAGACUCUUACCCCCAAUCCAAACAAAUUCAAGCGUUCUCAGCGUGUUUUCGGGUCCUGAUGCACGCGUGUGCCAAAAGUAUUUACAAUUUACUUUGUGUCAUGAUCUCAAUCAUUAAAAACAAUUUUAUUAUUUUGUUUAUCUAAAUGUAA